Molecule: messenger RNA, 1725 nt
Organism: Amorphotheca resinae ATCC 22711
Lineage: Eukaryota; Fungi; Ascomycota; Leotiomycetes; Helotiales; Amorphothecaceae
Exons: 5
Coding region: 1-1725 (574 amino acids)
Biological process (GO): transmembrane transport; carbohydrate transport
Cellular component (GO): membrane
Molecular function (GO): carbohydrate:proton symporter activity
Source: RefSeq, a predicted model, not a curated record
AUGUCGGGGGGAGAGAGACAGAUGCAUGGCCUCACGGGCAGGCCCUUAGUAUACUUUACUAGCAUAUUUGUAUCUUUGGGCGUGUUCCUGUUUGGCUAUGAUCAAGGUGUGAUGUCCGGUAUCAUCACCGGUCCUUAUUUCAAAGAUUACUUCAAUCAACCCACACGAGCCGAAGUGGGUACUAUGGUUGCGAUUCUCGAAAUCGGAGCACUGUGUUCAUCCCUGGUCGUUGGUAGGGUGGGUGAUAUUAUUGGCAGAAAGAGGACAAUUCUCUAUGGCUCCUGCAUCUUCUUCGUCGGAGGAGCAUGCCAGACCUUUGCUAGUGGUCUGCCGAUGAUGCUUAUCGGACGGAUCACAGCAGGUGUUGGGGUUGGCAUGCUAUCCACCAUCGUACCGGUCUAUCAGUCCGAGAUCUCCCCUCCACACAAUCGCGGCAAGCUGGCCUGCAUCGAAUUUUCGGGGAACAUCAUAGGCUAUGCAACAUCGGUCUGGGUAGAUUACUUUUGCAGCUUCAUCGACAGUGGACUCUCUUGGCGACUCCCCCUAUUAAUGCAAUGCGUGAUAGGUGCGCUCCUUGGACUAGGGAGUCUGAUCAUCGUAGAAUCACCGAGAUGGCUUUUGGACAAUGAUCACGAUGAAGAAGGAAUUGUGGUGAUUGCUAACCUUUACGGGGGCGGCGACAUCCACAACCAAAAAGCACGUGAGGAGUACCGCGAAAUCAAGAUGGACGUUCUCCUUUCCCGCCAAGAAGGAGAGAAGUCGUAUCAUGAUAUGUUCCGCCGCUACCAUACUCGUGUCUUUAUCGCCAUGUCCGCACAAGCUUUUGCCCAGCUCAAUGGGAUCAAUGUCAUAUCGUACUACGCACCGUACGUCUUCGAGUCGGCCGGCUGGGUUGGCCGACAAGCCAUCCUCAUGACCGGGAUCAAUGGUAUCACUUAUCUUUUGUCUACGGUGCCUCCCUGGUACCUUGUUGAUCGAUGGGGCCGGCGGUUCAUUCUUCUGAGCGGUGCAAUCGCCAUGGUUCUGUCGCUAUCCGCCAUAUCUUAUUUCCUUUACCUUGACAUACAUUCUACACCUACACUCGUGGUUGCCUUUGUUAUGAUAUACAAUGCCUCUUUCGGGUAUAGUUGGGGCCCGAUUCCCUGGUUAUACCCACCGGAAAUCUUACCCCUUAGCAUUCGAUCUAAGGGUGCCAGCUUGUCUACUGCCACGAAUUGGGCGUUCAACUGGCUCGUUGGAGAGAUAACCCCAGUCCUGCAAGAGCUAAUCACGUGGCGCUUGUAUUUCAUGCAUGCAUUCUUCUGUGCUACGAGUUUCAUUGUUGUGUAUUUCAUCUACCCCGAGACGGCUGGUGUAAGGUUGGAGGAUAUGGAUUCAUUGUUCGGUGACGCUACGUCUACGAUGCCCACGCCAACAGCGAGGGCCGAGACUGGAUCAUUGCUGGGUACGAGUUCACCUGUCCCUUCAGUGGAUCUUAGACGGGGCGCUAUGGGUGCGAGUCCCGCUCCUGGCCGCGGCAUCGGCCCAUCCAGCGCCAUUCCCGGUCUUGACAUUGAUCCUCCACAUGUUGCUAUUGUAGGCGGGAAACCUCAAUUUACUUCGGACGAGAGGGCGGAGGGUUCUGGUGGUUGGAUCUCACGCAUGGUGGCCAGGAAAAAGAAGGGGAGUGGAGAGGGUGCAAGUAGCAAGAACGGACGAUACACUCCCCUGGGUCAGGAGGAAUAA